Aureobasidium namibiae CBS 147.97 is the source of this 597-nucleotide messenger RNA. RefSeq lists its product as uncharacterized. The transcript has 2 exons. NCBI's taxonomy places the organism in Eukaryota, Fungi, Ascomycota, Dothideomycetes, Dothideales, Saccotheciaceae. The record is from RefSeq and is a predicted model, not a curated record. Bases 1 to 597 code for a protein of 198 amino acids.
AUGACAGACAUUGACGAUCUGAAUGGCGAUUACUACACACUCUCCAAGACGCCAUCUCCACCUCCCCAGCGAACCCUGCGGCAAAGACUAGUCGGCACCUGGCGCCUAGAAGCCUACAUCGCCUACCCAACCCCAUCCUCGCGCUUCCAACGCGCAACCUUCCCCAUGACCAAGAAUGUCACUGGUCUCAUCAUGUACACACCCGACGGCUACAUGAGCGCUCACAUGCUGAUACCCGGCCAAAUGUCCUUCAAGCGCGGCGAAGGCGAAGAACCGCAAUGGGCAGAAGCGGGCAAGCGAUCUUUCUCGUAUGCGGGUCCAUACUACAUCACCGAUGAAGGCAUGGGCAGAGAAGAGAUUUUGAGACAUACAUUCCAGGUCUGCAAUCUGCCUGGCUGGUUAGGGGACGUCCAGGUCAGAACGUGGAAGUUCGAAGAAGAUGAUAAUGUGUUGGUGCUCGGAAGCGAAGAGCCAACAGAAAUCAGGGGUGACCAAAGAAUCCCGGUCUUGAAAUGGCGAAGGGUUGUUGACAACUCCAACGGCAGCCCCCCUGCCCCCAUGCCUCACAUCAAGGUCAGCGGACCAGGCGAGCCGUGA